This is a messenger RNA of Tribolium castaneum (red flour beetle), 1698 nucleotides long. RefSeq names its product Phosphatidylinositol glycan anchor biosynthesis class B (gene PIG-B). The record is from RefSeq and is marked validated. Gene Ontology annotation, cellular component: endoplasmic reticulum membrane. Gene Ontology annotation, molecular function: alpha-1,2-mannosyltransferase activity. Gene Ontology annotation, biological process: GPI anchor biosynthetic process. NCBI's taxonomy places the organism in Eukaryota, Metazoa, Arthropoda, Insecta, Coleoptera, Tenebrionidae.
CGGGAGGUGGUCUCCCGAGUUAUUUAUACAUUUUAUUUUGGUAAAAAUACGCGGAGACAAAAAUAUCGGAGUUUUAGAAUUAGAAUGUGUCCGUAAAGUCCAGUGUCUCAUUCACCAUUUUUGUAAAAAUUUCCGAUGAAAAAUGAAGAAUUGGGACGUUCUUUGCAUUUUUAUGGUCGUAAGACUUGCCUCAGUAUUUCUAGUACAAACUUUCUUCGUACCUGACGAAUAUUGGCAGUCGCUGGAGGUUGCCCAUGGUAUUUCUUUUGGAUAUGGGUACCUCACAUGGGAGUGGCGUGCAGGAAUCAGGAGUUACAUUUAUCCGUUAAUAUUUAGUUGUUUUUACAGUUUGCUCAAGUAUUUGCAAUUUGACGAUCCUUUAUUACUGAUCUACGGGCCACGUAUUUUGCAAGCCCUUUUGAGCGCUUAUGCCGAUUUGUGUUUUUACCAGUGGUGUGGGGCAAAAAAAUGGGCUGUGUUCAGCAUUGCAACGUCGUGGUUUUGGUUUUACACCGGAUCAAGAACCUUGAUUAACACUUUUGAAUGUGCUUUGAGCACGAUAGCGCUUUCCAAAUUUCCCUGGCUGGGGAAAGGCAAAGACGAAAAUUUAAAAUUUAUUUGGAUAGUUGCCAUACUUUCAGUAAUACGCCCCACAGCUGCAGUAAUAUGGUCACCACUUUGCGUUUAUCAUUUAAUGAUAACCAAAUAUAAAAUUUCAUCUCUGAUUAUCACGCGCUACAUUCCCAUCAGUCUUAUAGUACUAGCCGCGUCCAUUCUUUUAGACAGUCUCUCUCACGGAUAUUUUAUCGUAACUCCUUACGAGUUCCUCAAAUUUAACAUAAUCCAAGAUGUGGGCACACAUUACGGCUCCCAGCCUUGGUUUUGGUACUUAUCUGCAGGUUUCCCUGCAAUUCUCGGAAUCCACUUUUUGCCCUUCGUGUUGGCCACACUUGUCGUAAUAAAACACCGCAGUGUGCACCCCAACGAAUUGGCCCUGCUUGGUACUGUGGUUUUCUCGUUAACAGUUUACAGUUUUCUACCGCAUAAAGAAUUCAGAUUUUUGCUGCCUCUGCUACCGAUAGCGUUAUUUAUUUCGUCCCGAUUUUUAUCAGUUUGGAGUCGCAAAGCUAGUAAUGUUAUGCUGUGGACGGUUGCGUUAAUUUUAUUUGUGGGAAAUGUGGGCCCGUCCUAUUAUUUGGGCUACGUCCAUCAGCGUGGUACUUUAGACGUGAUGGGUCCUUUACGAGAGAUAGCGAUAAAAGAUCCGAAAAAUACGAAUUUGUUGUUUUUAAUGCCUUGCCAUUCUACACCUUUGUACAGCCACUUGCAUGUAAAUGUGACUGCUAGAUUUUUAACGUGUGAGCCGAAUUUUAAUAACACUAGUGGGAGUUAUGUUGACGAAGCUGAUCAGUUUUAUAGUAGUCCUAGUGUUUGGCUACGGAGGAAUUAUCCAGCUAAUGGGACUUUACCGUCUCAUAUUAUUUGUUUCGAUACUUUGAAACCCAUGAUCAGUGAUAUAAUGAGCAGGUAUAAGACAACGCAUGAAAUUCCACACACUAAUUUUCCGACGUCAAGAGUGGGAUAUAACGUUUUAAUAAAUGAAAGAAUUGGUAAUUGAUUUUUAUUGUUUUAUUUUGUAUUGCUCAAGUUAGGUCACUGCCAUGUUGUUAUUAUAGUUAAAUAAAUGUUUGAAUGAAU